UCAGAUAUAUAGAUCCUGUAUUGCAGUUUUGACAGUUGGUUAACCGAAAGCUAUUUAAAGAAAUAAAUAAAUUUUAUUUUGUUAUCAAAGAGACAGUGUCAAAAAUUAUUAAUAAAUAGCUUUCUUGUGCAUUACUAAAUCCUUAUUUUAAAUUAAAAUAGUAAUAAGUCACAAUGGGCGACCAAUAUUCUAAUGGAGAAAAUACAGGUGAUGGAAAUUUCUUUAAAAAACAGACGGCGGCCGUUGAAAGAUUUUUACCUUCUCUCUUUAAUAUAAAAGUGCUUGGAGACCAAAGUUCCGAUCACAGGACACGAGGUCCAAUACAAGAUUUUUAUCAAAUUCGAAAUGAGUGUUUAUCAAGGGGACAAUUAUUCGAGGACCCAAUUUUUCCUGCUACUGAUUCUUCACUAUAUUUCUCAAAGAAGCCUGAAUAUCUUCAAGAAAGCAAGAAUAUUGAAUGGAAAAGGCCAAAGGAAAUUGCAGACAAUCCUCAGUUCUUUGUCGAUGGUUAUUCAAGAUUCGAUGUUCAACAAGGAGUCUUGGGCGACUGUUGGCUGCUCGCUGCUGUUGCCAAUUUAGCUAUGCAUCCUCAUUUAUUUCAUCAAGUUGUACCAGAGGAACAGUCUUUUGAAGAAAACUACGCAGGAAUUUUCCACUUCAAAUUUUGGCAGUACGGGAAGUGGGUGGAUGUCGUGAUUGACGACAGACUUCCAACUUGCAACGGACAGCUUUUAUUCCUUCAAUCCCCAGAGACCAACGAGUUCUGGAGUGCGCUGCUCGAGAAAGCAUACGCGAAAUUGCAUGGCUCCUAUGAAUCCCUUAAAGGUGGUACCGCGGUGGAGGCCAUGGAAGACUUUACAGGCGGCGUUACAGAAAUGUACGACAUGGACAAAACUCCGUCAAAUUUGUUCAGUGUGCUGCUGAAGGCCUACGAGAGAAAUUCCCUAAUUAGUUGUUCGAUUAAGUCAAAUUCCAAUGCCUGUGAGGUAAAGACACCGCAAGGUCUAAUUAAGCGUCACGCCUACAGUGUUACGAAAAUAAAGAAUGUUCGCACCGACGACAAGUCCCAACAAGGUGGCACAGUUCCGUUAGUGAGAAUCAGGAAUCCUUGGGGAAAUGAGGCCGAGUGGAAUGGUCCCUGGAGUGAUGGGUCACCAGAAUGGAGAUUCAUCCCAGACCACGAGAAGGAGGAGUUGGGUUUGACGUUUGACGUAGACGGAGAAUUUUGGAUGUCGUUCCAAGACUUCAAGACGUAUUUCACAAAUUUAGAAAUUUGCAACUUGAAUGCAGACUCUCUUACAGAGGAUGACUACAAUCAGGGCAAGAAAAAGUGGGAAACAAAUUUGUUUGAUGGCGAGUGGGUGCGCGGUGUCACUGCUGGUGGUUGCAGAAAUUACCCAGAAACUUUUGGGAACAAUCCGCAAUACCGCAUCACUCUUGAAAGUCCCGAUGAAGACGAUGAUAAAUGCACCGUCAUUGUAGCUUUAAUGCAAAAGAAUAGAAGAGCGAAAAAAAGAAUGGGUGCUAAAUGUUUAACAAUUGGGUUUGUUGUUUAUCAUUUGGAAGACCAUGACAGACUAUCGAAGCCUUUGGAUAUAAACUUCUUUAAAUACACUGAAUCAGCAGCAAGCACGCUUUCAUUUUUUAAUUUACGAGAAGUCACUUGUAGGUUUAAAUUGUCGCCAGGAGUUUAUUGCAUUGUUCCCAGCACUUUCGACCCAAACGAGGAAGCGGAAUUUUUGUUGAGAAUAUUCUCUGAAAACAAAAACAACUUGGAGGAGAAUGACGAAGAAGUUGGUGUCGGCGAAGUGGAUAAUAGGGUACAUGAUCAACCUCAGCCAGAGCAAAAUGAGGACGAAGUUAAAGAAUUCUUCAGAAAACAUGCUGGCGAUGACAUGGAAGUUGACUGGAUGGAGCUGAAAGAAAUUCUGGACGACGCACUGCGCGAAGAAACGCACAAUAAAGGAUUCAGCAAAGACAUUUGCCGCAGUAUGGUGGCAAUGUUGGACGUUGAUCACUCAGGAAAACUGGGAUUUGAGGAGUUUAAAUCUCUGUGGAAUGACAUUAGAAACUGGAGAGCUGUAUUUCGGCUGUAUGACAGAGAUGGUUCAGGGUAUCUGAGUGCAAUUGAGUUGAGACAGGCCUUAAAUAGUGCUGGCUACAGACUUAAUAAUCGCAUACUGAAUAUCCUAGCACAUCGUUAUAGUACUAAAGAGGGGAUGAUUUCAUUUGAUGACUACAUAAUGUGUGCAGUUCAAAUCAAAACUAUGAUUGAUACUAAAUAUCAUUCCAAUACUUUAAGUAAAUGUGCGAAUCUAGAUGAGUACAUUUAAUAAUCUUUGUUUCAAAUGAAUAUCUGUAAGCUUACAUUCGUUUUCAUGUUUACUUUGCACUUUUCAAUUGACUGUUUUGCAGUCCCGGUAAGAAGAGGUUGAUUAAAAUAGAUUAAAAUGUUUACACAAAAUUUCAAAAAUGACAUUGAUAUGGAAUUAAAAGCAUUGGGAAUUUUAACCAUAUGUGACUGUCCACGAGAAAACAAGGCUUAGGUCCAAAAAAUCAAUUUUGAGUUCUUUAUGGUAAUCGACAGAUUUUAUGUUGCUUUUUCAAAUGCAAAAGUCAAAAGUUAAAAAUAUCAAUUACUUAGGUUACGUUUGUAAUUUUGACAUUAUGUAAAUUGUAAACACUAAAAAAAAUGAAUGAAGAAUCUUAAAAGUGGGGAUUUCUCAUUUCUCCUCUUGCGCUCAAAAUGGGGACCAAUAAAAAUAUGGAGUUUCAUCUUCUUAUCCUCCUUCAUAGAAAUUAAAUUAAAAAGCUCUCUUUAGAAAUAUCCUAGUCGUAUACACAUUACACACCUAUCCAUCGGAUUCAGUGGGAGGUGGUUUUGAUAAUUCAUUGGAAUUUGGAAAAUAAUCUACUGAAACAACUAAAAUUAGUAUGCAUUAUUAAUUUUUUAGAUUCGUCGCAGGAAUCAAAUUUUAUCUAUUUUUAAGUCUAAAAAUAUGGUAUUGGAAAGUAUAAGCGUGGAACAAAAAUAAAACUAAAAUAUGUAUUUAAGUUUAUAAAUUGUAAAAUUUUCUCUUCUUUUUAAACGUUAAUGAUGUAAAAAAAAGUAAAGUCAUGGAUGUUAUGUCGUUCUAGCUGUCAAGUUUCUCUUUUAAGGGGACCCGCACCCGAAAUUUCAACUAUAACAGAAUAUAAUUGA
Messenger RNA from Leptopilina heterotoma, 3202 nucleotides. RefSeq names its product calpain-A-like. NCBI's taxonomy places the organism in Eukaryota, Metazoa, Arthropoda, Insecta, Hymenoptera, Figitidae. The record is from RefSeq and is a predicted model, not a curated record. Gene Ontology annotation, molecular function: calcium ion binding; calcium-dependent cysteine-type endopeptidase activity. Gene Ontology annotation, biological process: proteolysis. The transcript is spliced from 12 exons. The coding region runs from base 174 to 2333 and encodes 719 amino acids. Gene Ontology annotation, cellular component: cytoplasm.